Messenger RNA from Phanerochaete carnosa HHB-10118-sp, 1766 nucleotides. RefSeq lists its product as uncharacterized. The annotation marks the transcript as partial. The record is from RefSeq and is a predicted model, not a curated record. The transcript has a single exon. NCBI's taxonomy places the organism in Eukaryota, Fungi, Basidiomycota, Agaricomycetes, Polyporales, Phanerochaetaceae.
UUAAUAUCAGACACGUAGUGGCCUGGGGCUAGAAAUGGCUCUGCUAACGCUACCACUUUACCCUUGCUCUAAGACGCGCUCUUCGUUAUCGCCGUCGCAGCAGGCGACCCUGACUAGCAAAAUCUCCGGAGCUCUAGCGCAAGCUCUGACACUACCUUAUGAGAAGCGUGAUGUGCGUAGCAUCCUUGCAUUUAUCUCGUCCUACACCAAAGACCACGCCCAAGUUACACUGGAGUCUCUCAUCUGGGACCCGGAACACGCCAGCAAGAGCUCAUUAGCAGGCAUGUCCCAGACCGAGAAGGGCAUACAUCAGCGCGUGCUGUUACUUUCUGAGAAGCUCUCUGCAGAGCUCGACCUCCAGACUGUUGUCGAUCUGUGCGUUGUCUACGCGCGGGGGCAUACCAAACGCGUCCAUACAUUGCUCGCUUCCAUCGCCAUGGCAUCGCCCAGUUUCCUUCGCCUUCUAGAGACCGACGCUAUUCCAGCGUUUACGACCCUCUUGGGCUUGCCAUCACAGGGCCUGUACGGCCUGCGCAAGAUUGCACACAUCCUCUGCUCCCUACUCAAACCCGCGCCAGCCGAAGUCGCACGCCCCUUCGCUCGCAGCAGACAAUUUAUGCUUGCACUUGUGCAGGCGUACGACGACGGUCUGGCCGGUCUCGCACGCUCCUACGGCGGCCUCAGCGCCGCACGGCUUCAGGCGCCCGAGACGCCGCUGGACGACUGGGAACGCAUCUUCCUCGAAAGCAAGGUCGCACUCGUAGAUACCGCCCACGUCCUUCUGCGCACACUCCUCGGCGACGUUGCUGCUGCGCCGGGUUCAGGGCCUGCACUCGCUGAGGCGUGCACACCUGCGUUCGAGGUGCUCGACGCGCUGGUCGCCCUAGUCCCAAGCCGUGGCCCCACAGAAGAACCCAUACCGUUCCUGAACCGCUCGCUCAUCGAGGACUGUCAAGCCGCGUACGACCUCCGCGCAGUGCUCAAAGGCGCAACUCGGACCGCGAACGACCCGCAUACGCAGCGCCUUGAACGCGCUCUUGCAGACCUCAAUACACGCGAAGAUGGGCCCGGGGCACUGCGUCUGCUUCUGCGGUCAUCUGGCGCGAUGCCCGGCAUUGACACACGCGGCGCAGGUCCCGCGAAAGAUAAAGGCAAGGCCCGCGCCGCUGCGACCGACCAGCCAGACAAUCACCCUGCACUCGCCGCGGCGGUCGCACAGGUGCUCGAUAUUCUUCCCGAACAAGAUCCAGCCUACAUUCGCUACGUGCUGCAGCACCCGGACUUCCCAUACCGUGGCGACGCGGAGCGGCUCAUCGGUGCGCUGCUCGAGGGAACGGCGCCUGUCGUGAACGAUGCUCAGUAUACUGGGGGCGUUCUUACGCAGGAGCAGGGGCAGCUGGUACGGCAGCAAGAGCACUUCGAGUACACGAAGCAGAGAAUGAACGUGUUUGACAACGAGAAGCUCGACGUUUCUAAACUUCGGAUCGGCAAGAAACAGGAGAACACGUCCGCCGUCCUCCAGGACCGCGCGUUCCUUGAACAGAUGAAAGCCGACAUUCUGCGCCGCGCCGAAGAGAUGGCUGGUUCUGGGGAGGAAGAAGACAACACAGUACCAAGUGGGAAAGGCAAGGGAAUCGACAUCGCGGUCCUCGAGGAACUUGAUGAUCUGGACGACCUCGGCGGCAUCAAGGUCCGGGAUGGUGAGCCCAGCGACGACGAGAGUAGCGAAACGGAUGGCGACGACAAUGACGUAAGGCUCCGUCUUC